GUGCUGCUAACAAUGGAGCAAAAUAAGAUUAGAGAAAAACUUAGGGAAAUAAUGGAGGAACAAAUUGGGAUGCUGAAAUCAAGCAAGGAAGAACCACUAAGUAUCUCAGAAGCACCACCGCCAUCAGACACUGAUCAAAGAGCAGCAACAAAAUCAAAGGGUGGGGAGCAAGAAGAAGAAGAAGAUAAGCUUGAAGGAGGAGACAAUAAUGCAGCAGCCAGAGCAACUCAUGAGGACAAGGCAGCCAAAAUACAGAAACUGAGGAGUGGUUUCAGGAUAUGCAGACCACAAGGGUCCUUUCUGUGGCCAAACAUGGGCAUCUCUACCCCACCCUCAGCCACCCACCUCAUCCCUAUACCUCCUCAGCCUCAGCCUCAGCCUGGGUCUCCUGUCAAGCCUGCCUGUAGCUGAGAGGCUUUAUGCAAUGUGAGCUAUAAACCCUCUGCCUCUCCUCCUAUUUUUCUUCCACCUGGGGCCCCCCUCCAAUUCCAAGAGAAGUGUCACCGUCACCAACACACUCCUCAUCAACCUUAAGAGAAUUCAUUUCUUACAUUUGAGGUUCUAAGGUUUGAUUAUUUUUUUUUACUUAAUAUCGCUUGUGUAUAAAUAAAAAUAAACUAUGUAAUACAUAAUUUGCUCAUUGUUUUUGCAUUGGUUGUAUUUUAUUGUUUA
This is a messenger RNA of Prunus avium (sweet cherry), 672 nucleotides long. NCBI's taxonomy places the organism in Eukaryota, Viridiplantae, Streptophyta, Magnoliopsida, Rosales, Rosaceae. The record is from RefSeq and is a predicted model, not a curated record.